Messenger RNA from Penicillium verhagenii, 999 nucleotides. RefSeq names its product alpha/beta fold hydrolase. The transcript has a single exon. The record is from RefSeq and is a predicted model, not a curated record. The coding region runs from base 1 to 999 and encodes 332 amino acids. NCBI's taxonomy places the organism in Eukaryota, Fungi, Ascomycota, Eurotiomycetes, Eurotiales, Aspergillaceae.
AUGACAAUCAACAAUCUUGUGCUGCCCCGCCCCGGGACAAACAACACAAGCAACUCACCCCAAGUAAUCAAAGCCCCAUCCGAAGAGGCCUUCACCUCAAUCUUCGGCAAUCUCCUCCCAAAGGCCUCAUACCUCGAGACCCCAAUCGGACGCGCAGCAUACUACUCUCUCCCCCCAACUACAUCCACAUCAACCAAAACCCCCCGCGUGCUCUUCAUCCACGGAGUCCAAACACCCGCCCUAGGCCUCCAACCACUAUACAAGGCCAUCUCAGCCCGCUUCCCAUCCGCCCACUACGUCCUCGUAGAUCUAUGGGGCCACGGACUAAGCGACACGCCCGUCGUGCCGCACACGCCCGAGCUCUUCCACACCCUACUGCUAGCACUUAUGGAAGAACUGGGCUGGGCGGACGCGCAUGUGGUGGGGUACUCGUUCGGUGCGUCGACGACGGCGUCGUUCGUAGCGCGGUACCCGUCGCGUGUGAGCUCGAUGGUGCUCGUUGCGCCUGCGGGCCUGGUGCGCUCGGCGCAGUUUGACGAGGUCGAGCGCGGGUAUUUGGUUGGUGGGGAGGGUGUUGAUGAGGAUGCGGCGCGGGAGUGGGGGAUUGGAUGGUUGGAGGGCGGGGAGUUGGUUGUUCCUGCGGAUUGGGAGGAGAGGGUUGGACGGGGUGAGGUUGUUGCUGAGGCUGUGCGGGAGUGGGAGGGGAGGGUGCAUGAGGGGCAUGUGGGUAGUGUUGUGGGGAUACUGCGGGAUGGGGGCGUUUUUGAUAAUCAUGCGGCUUUUGAACAGGCUGCUGAAACGAAGACGCCGUCGCUGUGUAUUUUGGGGGAGUUGGAUGAUUUGUGUAGUGUGCAGGAGUUGAAGGACGUGGGACUGAGUAAUGUUGCUGUUGUUUCGGGGGUGGGACAUGGGGUUGUUAGACAAAGCGUGCCGGAGGUUGUUGAUCUUAUGGAUGCUCUUUAUCGUGCUGCUCUGCUCUCAUCGGGAUUUGAUGUGUAA